Grammomys surdaster is the source of this 896-nucleotide messenger RNA. RefSeq names its product sperm mitochondrial-associated cysteine-rich protein. The transcript is spliced from 2 exons. The coding region runs from base 265 to 678 and encodes 137 amino acids. NCBI's taxonomy places the organism in Eukaryota, Metazoa, Chordata, Mammalia, Rodentia, Muridae. The record is from RefSeq and is a predicted model, not a curated record.
AGAAUCUUGGGGGAGAGUAUUAUGACGUCAUAGAAGAGCUGAGAGUUUAGAGGGGAGGGAAGCAGAGCACUUGGGUCAGAAGACUUUGGCUUCUGAUAGUCAUGGACUCACUAGACUGCUGAGGAAGAUCCAGCAUCUAUCUAUCUGCUGAAAACAUCCAGGAAACUACUUUUAACACCGGGAAACAAGAAUGGAAGUAGUGAACUAAGAAGAGCCUGAGGAAGAAUUGUAUUGCCAGAUCAGGAACUCCAACUCUUAAAGAAGAUGAGCGAACCAUCCAAAACCAACCAGUGCUCCCCUCCUCCAUGCUGCCCACCAAAACCAUGUUGCCCACCCAAACCAUGCUGUCCGCAGAAACCUUGCUGUCCCAAGUCCCCAUGCUGCCCACCCAAAUCCCCAUGUUGCCCACCAAAGCCCUGUCCCUGUCCGGCCCCCUGUCCUUGUCCAGCCACCUGCCCUUGUCCGCUGAAACCACCAUGCUGCCCGCAGAAGUGUUCGUGCUGCCCCAAAAAGUGUACCUGCUGCCCACCGCCUCCAUGCUGCGCUCAACCCACCUGCUGCUCUUCGGAGAACAAGACUGAGUCAGAUUCUGAUACAUCUGGCCAAAGUCAGGAUAGGGGCGCUCAAACCCAGUCCCCUCAAGGUGCUGGCAAUUGGAACCAGAAGAAGUCAAAGUAGACUGUCCCUGACACCAUGCCCUUCCUCAAAGGGUCAGGCUAAGACUAUGUUGUAAAGAUGCUGUUUCCACAAUAAUCAUCAAGUCCACUCAACCAUAAGCUACCAUUUCGACCUAACCAUAGGUUACUAUUGUAACUGGAAAUGGAAGGUAGAAAAGGAUAGAAACAUCUUGUCUAGUGAUCCUGACAUUUAGAUAGCAAAGAAAUAAAAGAGCAAAU